GCACCGCGCCCGUCGCUGCGCCGCCGACGGUCGCGCAGCCCUCCCACGGCCUCGAGCUGGGCGCUUGCAUGCUGCAGAUGCGCACGGCGCCGGGCGCGCGCCUCUGCCUGCGCGGGCAGGACCUCGAGAUCUCGGCGCGCGUGCCGCUGCUGCUCGAGCAUGGCCAUGCACUGCUGGCCGCUCACUGUGCGCCCGAGAUCCGCGGGCCGCUCGGGCUGUCCCUCGGCGUCCUCAGCAAGUACCUGCGCGACCCGACCCUCUCGGUCAAGGCGUCCCUCUGCGCCACUGUCCUCUCGGAUGGUGAGGAGGGCGGCGCCUUCUCGAUCCACGCCGCGUCGCGCGACCAGCCGCAGCGGCGCUCCUCGUGCGACGGGGGGGCGGAGGGGGGCGGCGGCUCGGACGAGGAGGAGGACCUCGACGCGCCGACGCCCUGCCUCGAGUUUGAGUCGGAGGUCCGCAUCCUCGACCUGGUCGCGGACAUGGGCGAUCUCGUCAAGGCCUUCUCCGCCUCGGGGAUGGGGACGAUCUCGCCCUCGCCGAUGAUGCUCUCCUCCUCCCUCUCGUUUGCGCGCUCGUCCCCCUCCAUGGCGCGCAAGGCGCCGCCGUCGGCGCCCUCGUCGCUCGCGACGUCGGCUGCCAACUCGGCGCCGUCCUCCGUGUCGGCGUCGCCGAUGCUGGCGCGCGACAGGUAGUCCCCCCCCCCCCCCCCCCUUUUUGGGCGGAGAGGAGGGCUGUCGUGUGCCUGUGCUCCUGUGCUCCUGUGGGCGCUCUGGUGAGCAGGAGCUACUCUCGCGGCCUCUCGCGCGGUCCCAUUAGAGGAGGUGAGUGCGCUGAUCGAUGCUCUGUCGGCUCUGACUCGUGUGGGUUUGAGCUUGUCUCGCGUGUGUUGCGAGGUGUGAUGCGGUCCUCUUUGCCUUGUGUCCACUAAGAUACGCAGUGUAAAGACCUCG
Molecule: messenger RNA, 950 nt
Organism: Emiliania huxleyi CCMP1516
Lineage: Eukaryota; Haptophyta; Isochrysidales; Noelaerhabdaceae
Exons: 3
Coding region: 69-692 (207 amino acids)
Source: RefSeq, a predicted model, not a curated record